Leptidea sinapis is the source of this 4281-nucleotide messenger RNA. RefSeq names its product ras-related protein Rab-9B (gene Rab9). Gene Ontology annotation, molecular function: GTPase activity; GTP binding. NCBI's taxonomy places the organism in Eukaryota, Metazoa, Arthropoda, Insecta, Lepidoptera, Pieridae. The record is from RefSeq and is a predicted model, not a curated record. Gene Ontology annotation, cellular component: lysosome; late endosome; phagocytic vesicle. The coding region runs from base 306 to 992 and encodes 228 amino acids. The transcript is spliced from 4 exons. Gene Ontology annotation, biological process: retrograde transport, endosome to Golgi.
CAGAAUUCAGCAGGACAGUUUACAUUUUACCAUCAUACAAUGUUUUAAUCUUUAGAAUUUAAAUUAGAUGAAUUUGUUUUUCUGACACGAAUUGUGCAAUUAAAUAUUUCGAAAAUUCAUAGUAAAUGUACGAUUUUCUAUAUUUAUUAAAAUUAUUUUAUAGGUGAACUAUUGUCAUAAUGUGUUGGUCUAAAACAUUCAUGCCAUAGUGAUUUAUUCAUUAAUUAAACAAACCUCGAAAAUCAAGGCUAAAGUAAUAAAGGAAGCAUUAAGUUUGUCACUAUUAUGACAGUAACAAGGGCAUAAUGGUUGGAGAUAAUGAUCAAAGUUACGGUAGAACUGCGACGAAGAAUGUUUUAUUGAAGAUUGUAAUCCUUGGAGAUGGAGGAGUUGGAAAAUCUUGUCUCAUGAGCAGGUUUAUAUCGAAUCACUUUGACGACCACAACUUCCACACAAUUGGCGUUGAAUUCAUGAAUAAAAUGAUAGAUGUCAAUGGAAAACCUUAUACACUGCAGAUAUGGGACACAGCGGGCCAAGAGAGAUUCAAAUCUCUCCGUACACCAUUCUACAGAGGCACAGAUAUCUGUAUAUUGGCAUAUGCAAUAGAUGACCGGAGUUCCUUCAACAAUAUAAAAACUUGGAUGAAUGAGUUCUUGCAUUAUGCUGGUGUUAAAAAUGGGAUUGAGAAGUUUCCAUUUGUUGUUGUGGGGAAUAAAUCAGAUGUGUCAUCAAAAGACCGGGAGGUAUCUUAUGAUCAGUUGAAACAGUGGUGCGAGGAGAAUAAAAUAUCGACAUUCAUUGAGACUUCCGCUAAAGCUGACAAUAAUGUUAUGGAAGCUUUCUCCUUAGCUGUUCAGAGGUGGGCUGACCUCGAUCAAAAGGCUGAGAAAGAGCUGAGGAUGCUUCAUCACCCUGAUACGGUGACAUUGCACGGUUCCAGUACAGCCAGCGGCCUCCGAGCUACGUGCUGUUCUAGGUUCAUUGAUGUAUGAUGUUCACGUGUCUCAAGUUUAUCGAGUUCGCUAUCACGGAGUCUCUGUUAUCCGUCCGUAUCGUACUAUGUCUUGUAAACCACAAUUAUUAUAACUGUAUUACUUAAGUCGCAUCUAUCGUCCCGAAGUAAUCCGUGCCGAUGUUUUGCGUGCGACACUAACGGCCUUAAAAAUUAAAUGGUAUAAAGUUAUAAUUGAGAAUAAACCAGGUAUAUACAAAAUGUUUACAAAUAGACAUUUUUCUUAUGAUUGGUUUAUUCGGACGUAUAACGUUUCCCGCGUUUAUUUGCAAUCUGCUUGACAUUCGGAAAACUUCAGUUGUCAUUGUAUUGACAGUGUUGUCAAAGUCAAAGUAAAAUAAACUUUAUUGAAAUAGGCUUCAACUAAGCGCUUCCGAAUCGUCACUACAAGUAUUUCUUUUAAAUUACUGAAUUUAGCAUAAUGUUCGUAAAAAGUUGAGCUCGCGAGUAGAACAUAUAAGAAACUCAACGGCCACUCUUUUCAAUCAAUAUAGUAACUACAGUGGCUGUAAUAUACAUAAUAAAUUUGUUCGUAAGGUGUGCUGCAUCCAAUUUAUGAAUGGUGUUUAAAUAAUAUAAAUUAUUGAAUGAAAAGUAAUAAAGAAUUAAAUGUAUAAAUAUAAAUUAUCGUAUGCAUCAACCUUUAGAGCUUGAACUCAUUGUUUGUGUAAGGAUGCUUCGUGAACAUGAUGGUCGUGAUUACUGUCACAAUAAGUAAUUGUAUCCAACAAAUACAAUGAUUCAUAUGAUGUCAGCGAUAUAGUCAACAUUUUGCAUGUUCUUGGCUUAUUCUCAGGUAUAUAACUUUAUACCAAGUUUAUUUGUGAGGCCAUAAAAAGUUAUCGCGAUAUAACUUUUGGUCACAUUAGCGGCUACUAUAUUUUGCAUGAAUUAUCGUGCAAUAAUCCAAGAUGGCCGAUAUCAUUUCCAGACUUUUAACUAUGGACGACGAUUUUGUUUACUUCUACAUCUAACAAUUUAUUUUGUGACAAUAAGGGAGAAGACGAGCAGGACGUUCAGCUGAUGGUAAAUGAUACGCUCUGCUCAGUCGGGUCUGGGACUCUGGGGCAGCAUGCAUAAAAGAUAUAAAUAAAUAAAUAUAUAUAUUGAAAAGAUACGCCUUGUGAGUGAAAGAAAUAUUGUGGGAAAACAACAUGUCAGUAUUUUAGUGAUUACAAUUUGGUUGUGCUUCUACAAUAAUUAAUGUUGUGAUUUUAUAUAAUAAUAGUUUUGUUUAAGAGCGAGACCAUUUUCAUAUUUGCAAUCGCAUUUUUUUUAUAUCUUAAUAAGAAUAAUUUUCGUAUGAUAGCAGCUGUUGGCUUUAAUGGGAUGUAUUUAAAAAAAAAUCGAUUUUCCAUAAUAUCAUUUCGGAACACCCUGUAAGUAAUCUAGUAGCCGUGCGCUAGCGAAGGUCGCCUACUUGUCCCACGCCGCGCCAAUAAUUUCAAUUAUUUACUUUUAUUUAUUUAUUUUUUUAUGAUUUUAUGAUCGGUUACGUUUUAGUAGUUAUGCCACGCUGUAUUAUAUAUCUAAAGUAAUGUCAAUACGAAAUACAUAUCAAUCCCUCAGUUCCAAAGUGUAACAAGCCUGAAAUUCAGUAUGUUUGAGAUAAGUAUAAUACUUGUUUUGUGGUUGAAAUAAAAGAAAAACGCUGAGUGAGGAGUUCCUUCAAUAACUCAUAAUUUAUAAUUUCAAUCAUCCGAUUUUUUUAAAUGAGACCUAUUGAGAGAGAUAUUGGUGGAUUUCAGGUUUAUAUUUUUUUCAUAUGGUCUAUAGUUAAUUAUGGUCUGACGGCGGAGAUGUAAAGUGACAAAAAAUAAAAAAAAAGAAUCGAGUGAUUUUUCAGGACAUUACCAUUUUUGAAUGGCUGUAGUUACCUUUUAAAAUUAUGAUUAAGUUUGUAUUAUUAAAUUAGGUUAUUGCUUACUUAACCGCACUUGCAUAAUACUUAUUUAACGUUGUUAUGUUUUGUUUGUUAUAAUUUUAAUAUUUAUACCACUUAUAAUAAGUUAGAGAUUUGUAGCAGGAAAGAAGUUAGUUUUAUUUAAAUGUAACUAAAUUAUAUUAUGUUGUGAGUCUUAAGUUAUGAUUUAACUAACGAUUUAAAAAUAGGCUUUGUGGAACUGAAUUUGACAACAGCAUCAUACACCGGGUCUUACUACCUAUAGCAUAAAACCAUCCUUGUAGGAGACUUAAGGACCAAGAUUCUUUCGAAUCAAUUUUAAUCAAGUUUCGAGUAAAUCAAUGGACAAGAUGACAGUACGAAAGAAUCAAAGAUUAGGUAGUUUAAAAAAGAUAACAUAAUUUUAAAAGUAACUGAUUUACAUUAGAUACCUACUGAUUUGCGAGUCCAGGUAUUAAGUCGUUUCUCAAUUAACCCACAUUUUAUCAUUUACUUUCUUAAACCUGCAUGUUCUGUUUAAGGGAAAAUGAUAUUUCUAAGUGAAAUGAAAUGGAUAGCUAUAACUGAGACUAAUUACUUAAAUACCUAUUCGUAUUUUCAUAAUUUGUUAAAGUAGUCCUUAACAUAGCAUAAAAAAAGAAACAUUCCAAUGAAGGCUACUUUAUCUAUGUACAUUAAUUCUAGAUAAUUGUCGUAAUAGGUAUACAAUAUUAACAAAAAUAUAUUUAAUUGCCAGCAUACUUGCAUUGAGGACCAUAUUUUAAAUUAAAAUUGUAUCAAGCAAUUUUGAACCAAUUGUUGUACAUAUCAGUACAGAAUACUACACGUAAGUAACCUAUUGUGAGUAGGUAUACUAUGGGGGUAGUCACAUAUUUUAUGUACUAAGUAAGGGUAAUGGAUCGCUUUAUAGCGUCGAGAAAUAUCAUUUCUGAAACAAAAAAAAAUAGACUUAUCCUCGUUUUAUGAACCCAUUCCUAUAAAAUUUCAUAAGAACAUGGUUUAGAAGUAUUUAAGAUACUUCCUUCAUUAACUAGAUUCUUCUUUAGUGUACGUGACAAGCUUUACACUCGCGAUUUGUAUGUCACUUUGUGUUAGUAUGCGUGCAUUGCUCAAAAAAGAAGUUAACUGUUAACACAGUAUAUUUAGACAUAAAAAUGAUCUAACCCUAGAUGCUUUAUGUAGCGGAUUUUAGUUUCACAUUCCAUAUCUGACCUGUUUCUGUCAAGUAAGCUUGUUCACAAGUGCCUGGCUUUGUCGCUAUUUUAACUAUUGGUACCUCGUACGGUUGUUGUAUUAAGCUCUAGUAUUUUUGUAUUACUUAUGUGAUGUAGACCGUAAAGAUAAUUAUACUUCACAAAAACAACAA